This is a messenger RNA of Chelonia mydas (Green sea turtle), 967 nucleotides long. RefSeq names its product dual specificity mitogen-activated protein kinase kinase 2-like. The record is from RefSeq and is a predicted model, not a curated record. The coding region runs from base 1 to 822 and encodes 273 amino acids. The transcript has a single exon. NCBI's taxonomy places the organism in Eukaryota, Metazoa, Chordata, Testudines, Cheloniidae. Gene Ontology annotation, biological process: protein phosphorylation. Gene Ontology annotation, molecular function: protein kinase activity; ATP binding.
AUGUCAGGGUGGAGCUCAUAUGGAGCUUUCUACAGCGAUGGGGAGAUCAGCAUCUGCAUGGAGCACAUGGAUGGAGGCUCUCUAGAUCAAGUGUUGAAAGAAGCCAAAAGGAUUCCUGAGGAGAUCUUGGGGAAAGUCAGCAUAGCGGUUCUGCGAGGUUUGGCCUAUCUAAGAGAGAAGCAUCAGAUCAUGCACAGAGAUGUGAAACCUUCUAAUAUCCUGGUCAAUUCCCGGGGAGAGAUAAAGCUAUGUGACUUUGGGGUUAGCGGUCAGCUCAUUGAUUCCAUGGCAAACUCCUUUGUGGGGACUCGAUCCUACAUGUCUCCUGAGCGGUUGCAGGGCACUCAUUACUCAGUUCAAUCCGACAUCUGGAGCAUGGGUCUCUCCCUGGUGGAGCUGUCUAUCGGAAGGUACCCAAUCCCCCCACCAGACUCCAAGGAACUGGAAGCGAUAUUUGGCCGUCCCAUGGUCGAUGGGGCAGAGGGAGAACCUCACAGCAUCUCACCGCGGCCCAGACCCCCCGGGCGCCCUGUCAGUGGCCAUGGAAUGGACAGUCGGCCUGCGAUGGCUAUCUUCGAACUGCUGGACUAUAUUGUUAAUGAGCCUCCUCCUAAGCUGCCGAAUGGAGUUUUCACACAAGACUUCCAGGAGUUUGUAAAUAAAUGCUUAAUUAAAAAUCCAGCAGAACGGGCAGAUCUGAAGAUGCUGAUGAAUCACGCCUUUAUCAAACGCUCUGAAGUGGAAGAGGUGGAUUUUGCAGGCUGGCUAUGUAAAACGCUGCGGUUAAACCAGCCCAGCACCCCCACCCGCACUGCCAUGUGACGGCAAAGCAAACUGCCUUGUGUCCAUACAUCUGCCUGUCUGUCACCGUUUCCAGCCCUUCAGUAGAAGACAGAACCACCCUCCUUCCUCCCCCAUCCCCUUCCCACCCUGCUCCUAAAUGGCAAAGCACCAUCAUUUUGGGAAA